This is a messenger RNA of Neoarius graeffei (lesser salmon catfish), 2086 nucleotides long. RefSeq names its product centrosomal protein 41 (gene cep41). The transcript has 11 exons. Lineage: Eukaryota; Metazoa; Chordata; Actinopteri; Siluriformes; Ariidae. Bases 142 to 1242 code for a protein of 366 amino acids. The record is from RefSeq and is a predicted model, not a curated record. Gene Ontology annotation, biological process: cilium assembly; protein polyglutamylation. Gene Ontology annotation, cellular component: ciliary basal body.
AACACCGGCUUAGUAAUAACGGCUUCAUUGAUUGGUCAACGCCAACCGAACGGACCAAUGAGAAGCUGCGUUGCUUAAACAGGCACCGUGGUGGUCCGGUUUGAGUUUCAGAGCUCGCUAGCUUCGGCGGCUGCGGUAAAGAUGUCGUUAAACCAGAGUAUUGGCGACCCAAAGUAUCUGAAGAAGAGAAUCCCCCAAAAUCCCAAAUAUCAGCAUGUAAAAUCAAGACUUGAUACAGGUUUGAGCCUGACAAAGUACAUGGAAAGACUGGAGGAGAUCAAGAGAAAUUGCAGAUAUAAAAAAGGCGAGCUUUUUAAAAGGCUCAAAGUGACCACGUUUGCUCAGCUGGUGCUACAAGUGGCUUCAGUGUCGGACCUGAACGAGAGUAUCACAGACGAAGUGCCGGGACACAAAGAUGUUGUUCCAGGUACAGCACAAGGAGACCAUCUUUCAGACCAGAUCGACGGUUCGCCCCUCCCCAAUUCUGAGCCCCACAAACUCAGUGACGGCACUGAGCCGAGCGACACUGCCUUCUCCCCCAGAUCCACGCUUCAGAGUGUGAUCAGUGGCGUCGGGGAGCUGGAUCUGGAUAAGGACGGGCUGAGGGACGUGACCCUGACUCCCUUGAGGGCUCCAUGUGCUGUGCAGUGUCCGUACCCAGACUGUCCUUACCUGCUGCUGGACGUCCGAGACCGAGACCUGUAUGAUCAGUGCCACAUCAUCAGCGCUCACAGUUAUCCCAUCACCACUCUCUCCAGGACCAUGAACCCUUACACCAAGGAAGUUCUCGAUUACAGAAACGCUGAGGGAAAGAUCAUCAUCUUGUAUGAUGAGGAUGAGAGGAUAGCCAGCCAGGCGGCCGCCACCAUGUGCGAGAGAGGCUUCGAGAACCUCUUCAUGCUCUCUGGAGGCUUGAAGGUGAUCGCUCAGAAGUUUCCGGAGGGAAUGAGCACCGGUUUGUUUCCCGUCACUUGUCUUCCGACUCUGAGGGGACCGUCAGGUCAGAAGCACGCCGCGUUCCCCCAGACGCAGCAGCCAGCAGAAGAUAAACAGCGGUUCACCUCUGAAGACCUCGACAAGAUCCAGCACUACCUGCAGGAGGUGUUCUUAUCCAGCGAGGGCAGCAGUCGUCUGAGUAGCAGGAUGUCCACCAGCAGUGCUUACUCUAAACUAUCCAGCGCCCGGAGCAGUCGACUCAGUUUAGGGAGCGCCCGGUCACAGAGCAGCCGGCCCUGGAAAUAACCCCUCAUCCUCAUCAUCCUCAUUUUACACCCAGACCCCUGUCCACUAAUGAGCUCCUCAUGAACAUUUCUACACACUGCUGGCCUUAAUGUAGUCUCCCUGUAGACGUGAUUUAAUUUAUCAUCAAUGAAUAAACUUUGAACAAUGAUAUAAUUAGUUAUAUUUUGAACUUGUAAAGAAUUGGCACAGUUCUGCUGCGUUUUACUCGAAUGAAUAACACAAGACGAGUCUUUCCUGCGACAGCUUUAAAGAGACAUCGCAGUGUUUUUUGAUCCAGUCUCUGUGCACUGCAUGCAGAGGCGCCGAAUACGCCAAUGUUUCCCUGCACUGUACCGAGAAAAGGACACAAAAUGAAUCUUUUCAUUGAGUCAAUUUAUCUGGAAGACAGAUCUUCAUUAAGAGUCGACUCUUUCAGCUCACUGACUCAUGCGUUUGUUUGGGGUUUUUUCUUUUAAAAUGGACAAUGUUUGCGAUAUUACGACCAGCGAUCUUAAUCCUAAAUAACUUUCUAAUUAACAACAUUAAGAAUACUUUGCAAUAGUUAGCGUCUCAGUUGGUUCCAUCUCAGAAAGCAUCGAUUUCUACCACUGUUUAAUUCUUGAUCCAGCAGCUCUGACUCCGAUGUAAAUAGUUUAACAGUUAUGAGUUUAAGUUUUUCAUUCUUUUUGUACAUGUAAAAACGUGUAGUUGUAAUCACUCACGCUCAACGCAUGCAGUAGAGAAAGAUUGUAAAGAGAAACACUGGAGUACUGGUUUUCACCCAAACGUUUCCUUCAGUGAUGUACAGUUGUGGUCAGAAGUUUACAUACAGUGACAUGAAUGUCAUGGCAGUAUUUGGGCUUUC